Annulohypoxylon truncatum is the source of this 1161-nucleotide messenger RNA. RefSeq lists its product as uncharacterized. Lineage: Eukaryota; Fungi; Ascomycota; Sordariomycetes; Xylariales; Hypoxylaceae. The record is from RefSeq and is a predicted model, not a curated record. Gene Ontology annotation, biological process: glutathione biosynthetic process. The coding region runs from base 89 to 1048 and encodes 319 amino acids. Gene Ontology annotation, molecular function: glutamate-cysteine ligase catalytic subunit binding; enzyme regulator activity. Gene Ontology annotation, cellular component: glutamate-cysteine ligase complex. The transcript has a single exon.
GGGUUGCUGGUUAGUUCUUCAUAUAAAACAUUCUACUUCUAUUCUACUUCUAUUCCACCUCUAUUCUAUCCUCUCAUAUCCUAUCGCCAUGACGCGAAUAGUCUUAUCGACGGGGAACGUCAUCCUCAGCGGCCCCUCCAUCAUCAGAAAGCCAGGCACUUAUCGAUCCAACUUCGAACUCACAAAUUCCUUACGGACCAACUUCAUAGCCGCACAGCAAGAUUAUGCCGUCGCAUUACCAAACGGCAAUGGUUAUGCUUCUCACCCUCAACCAAAUGGAAAUGGAACCGCACAUAGUAGCAGACCGGCACCGGAGGUCUGGACCGCGAGAGAGGACGAUAUCCUAUACGUCCCGCGCAUCGACUGGGCAUCGGCCGGCCUGCAAGAAGAUCGCGCGCAGUACGAGAUAACGGUCAAGUUAUUCUUCCUACCUACAGCGCCGCCCGGGGCGCGGGGGCGCUACAUCGACGAAGCAUUGGGACUCGUUACUAAGGAGCUAGGUAUAAGCGACGUCGACCUCCUCAUAGUCUCCUUCCCCGGCAUAUCAUUUGAAGGGGAAUGCGAGUUCGAAGCCGACAGGAAGAAUGCGACUAUGGGCAACGACGAGGAAGAGAUAGCGACGUGGGGUCUGCUAGAAAAAUUGCACCUGCAGGGCCAGGUCGGCCGACUCGGGGUCGCCGAGUUCGGCACGGAGAAGCUAAGACGACUCCUUGAUAAGGUCAGGGUUCGGCCGGCCGUCGACCAGAUCAACAUCAAGAAUUGUUGCAAUGUGCCUCCACCCCUGACAAAAUUAGCCAAGAACGAGAACAUCGAGUUGCUCACCCAUCACGAUACUACGGAUAUCUUACCCAGCGGUACCUUGCGAGAACUCCUUGGCCAAGGUUCGCAAGGCGCGGGCGUCCUAGCGGAUGAUGGAGUGAAUGGUAGUGGCCUCAAGGGCGAAGUUACUCCCGAAUGGGUUGUCAAGUAUACAGCGUUCGUCAAAGAUCGGGGUGUUAUCGAGAAUAAGGGUUACUUUGCCGGCGCGGAGUUGACGGAAGAAGCAUAAACUAGGUGCAAAUUCCACGUCUUUUCUAUUGCAUAGUUUAAGGGAACAUAGCAUCGUUGGUUUUAGGGAUUGCUUGCAUUAGAUCACGAGGUUACAUGGCUAUAGCUACACGA